Cuscuta campestris is the source of this 1783-nucleotide messenger RNA. NCBI's taxonomy places the organism in Eukaryota, Viridiplantae, Streptophyta, Magnoliopsida, Solanales, Convolvulaceae. The record is from the annotation of a GenBank genome assembly.
AGAUUUUGUGUCCCACUGCCAGCGCCAGGCGAUUCAACCUCUCUCUCUCCAUUGCACUUUUCCUUCAUUUUAUUCGUCUUCUUCAAUUCAGCUCCAUCAGUUUUUGUUUAUACCUGUAAAAUCAUUGCAAUUUUGAGGAAGAGAAAAGAUCGAUUUGUGUAAUGUCAGUGGCGUGUGGAGUGGAGUGCGUGUUUGUGCUGGGGUGCUUCCGGUGGGCCUGGAAGCGCUGCACCUAUACCGGAAACGACGACAGCGCCGCCUGGCCGGACGCCACGCGCGAGGAAUUCGACCCCGUCCCUCGCGUCUGCCGUAUCAUCCUCGCCGUUUACGAGGAGGACCUCCGCAAGCCCAAGUUUCCUCCCCCCGGCGGCUACCGCCUCAACCCCGACUGGGUGAUCAAGCGCGUCACCUACCAGGAGACUCUCGGCAACGCGCCGCCGUACCUGAUCUACCUCGACCGCGACCACGGCGAGAUCGUCCUCGCCAUCCGCGGCCUCAAUUUGGCCAGGGAGAGCGAUUACAAGGUCCUCCUCAACAACAGCCUCGGCAAGCAGAUGUUCGACGGCGGCUACGUCCACCACGGCCUCCUGACGUCGGCCAAGUGGUUGUUGAACAGAGAAUCCGAGACUCUGAGGAAGCUCUGGGAGGAGAACGGGAGGCGCUACAAGAUGGUUUUCGCCGGCCAUUCAUUGGGAUCCGGCGUCGCGUCGCUGCUCACGGUCAUCCUUGUCAACCACCGACAAGAGUUCGGCGGAAUUCCGAGGGAUCUGAUCGCGUGCUACGCGGUGGCUCCAGCUCGGUGUAUGUCUCUCAACCUCGCCGUCAAGUACGCCGACGUCAUCCACUCCGUCGUCCUACAGGACGAUUUCUUGCCAAGAACAGCCACCCCAUUGGAAGAUAUAUUCAAAUCCAUAUUCUGCUUGCCAUGCUUGUUAUUUCUAGUGUGCUUGAGGGAUACAUUCAUCCCUGAAGAUAGAAAGCUCAGGGAUCCCAGAAGACUAUACGCACCAGGUCGAAUGUAUCACAUCGUAGAAAGAAAAUUCUGCAGAUGUGGGAGGUUUCCUCCACAAGUAAGAACUGCCAUCCCAGUUGAUGGGAGAUUUGAGCACAUUGUGUUGUCAUGCCAUGCCACUUCUGAUCACGGAAUUAUUUGGAUUUCGAGAGAAUCUGAGAUGGCAUUAGAAAGACUGAAGGCGGUUAGUGCUGAGACCAUCGUCACGACUCCCCCUCAAGUACAGAAGAUGGAGAGACUGCAGACCAUUAAAAAGGAACACAAAGAUGCACUGGAAAGAGCAGUCAGUUUGAAUAUACCUCACGCUGCUUCAACAACCGAAGAACAAGGGGAAGAAUCUUUAGGGAAUCACAACAGACAAUCCUCAGAAGGGACAAUGAUGAUUAGUAUAUCUGCUGAUGCAUCAUCAUCAUCUUCUUCUGAGAAGGAAGGUGUCAAGGGGGAUGGAAAGGAGGGGGGAGAUGGCUCAAAAACCAGGGCCAGGACUAACUGGGAUGAACUGGUUGAAAAGCUUUUCAAGAGAGAUGACAAUGGGAAGAUGCAAUUGAAAAGAGAUGUUGUCUAAUGAGGUAAUUGUGAGAACAGUAUUCUUUUGUAUCCCACCCCUACUAUUUUUUCCCCAAUUCAAAAUUGUGAGUUUUUGAGUGUAUGACUUGUCAAAACUUCAACCCAUUUGUGUGUGGAUGAGAGUAACUAUUGUGAAUUGAAACUAUUCUUAAGUAACACUUGAGAAAAAUUUGUGCGUUUGUGCAUUAAACUUUUGCUUUGGGA